UGCAGCUGCUGUGAGACCAGUGUUUAGGCCGCGUCAGCUGCAGCUACACCUGCCCUGGAUGAUUUUCCCGAUGGGUUGUGGAGGGAGUCGGGCGGACGCGAUCAUCGAGCCGAGGUAUCAUGAAAGCUGGACCAGGGAGACGGAAUCGACGUGGCUUACCAAUACGGACGUGGAGACCCCUCUACCAGUAGCAAACAGUAAAGCUCUGGAGUCCAGUCUGAGAGAGAAGAGGAUGGUGAACACAGGCACUCAGUGUGGGAAACAGGCCCUCACCACCACCGGCUCCAACCACCAGAGGAGACCCAGACGCUCCUUGAGUGAUCAAACCACUCGCGACUCCAAAAGGAGGGCGUCGAAGGAGGCCAACGCUUUGUCUAAGGAUGGGCCGUCUGGCAAUGUCAAUAGUAGUGGAGACGCUGAACCUGGCACUGUGUGUGAUGAGAGAUGAAGAAAAGCCGAGACUCUGUGAGGAGGAAGAUGGCCGAAGCUGGGAGCAGUUCACCAGAAGACGGGAUGGUGAUUUACAGAAGUGUGUGGAUGAUGUUUGCUAGUGACUUUGCAAGAUUUUGGCUGCUGAUCUCAGUGAUUUACAACAUAAGCACCUGCAUAUGUCUCCAUCCAAAGACCUCUGGAUGCUGCAUCUUCGUUGUGCCAUUGCAACUGCAUGUGUGAAGCAGGGAGUGGGUCGCAAACAGUGUCCACACUCUCCACCAUGCUUUUCUCCCAUGCUUAUGGUGCCGGUCAGGGAAUGUGUCACUGUGUUAAGCCAAUUUUAAGAAAACAAGAACAGGCCAU
Toxotes jaculatrix (banded archerfish) is the source of this 795-nucleotide messenger RNA. RefSeq names its product brain and acute leukemia cytoplasmic protein. Gene Ontology annotation, cellular component: cytoplasm. The record is from RefSeq and is a predicted model, not a curated record. NCBI's taxonomy places the organism in Eukaryota, Metazoa, Chordata, Actinopteri, Toxotidae. The transcript is spliced from 3 exons. The coding region runs from base 59 to 448 and encodes 129 amino acids.